Messenger RNA from Erythranthe guttata (spotted monkey flower), 3965 nucleotides. The record is from RefSeq and is a predicted model, not a curated record. Lineage: Eukaryota; Viridiplantae; Streptophyta; Magnoliopsida; Lamiales; Phrymaceae.
AAUCGAAAACAUAAUUGAUUAUUUAUAUUUCAAUAAAAGAUUUUUAAUUUUUAUAUUAACAUUUCCUUACAUCACUUCUAAUUAAGUUAUUAUUAUUUAUUUCCGUGCACAAUAAUUAGUUAAGAUCUCAACUAAUUGCUCCCGACUGAAAUCCUACACCGUAAGAAAAUGAAGAUUCCAUCUUCUUCCCCAAAACGUUAUAAAUCAGGUAAAUUCCAUUUUCUCUCUCAUAAAAUUUUCUCCGCCAUUCGUUGUUUGCGUACAGAAUCCGCUGCAAAUUGCAAUUCUGGCGGCAAAAUUGAAAUUCAUCUGCGAAAUAUCAAUGGAUUGAGCGAUGCUCUGUUUCUGUACGAGAAUAUGUCGAAAACGAAGCCCUUUCCCAAUGUGAAGCAGUUCAAUAAACUGCUUUCGUCUGUAGUCAAUCUGAAAGAGUAUUCAACGGCCAUAUCCAUUUUCAAACACAUGUGCAAUGUGGGGAUUCCGACGAAUGAAUAUACUCUGGGUAUUGCUAUCAACAGUUGUUGUCUCUCCGAUCGGGUUAAUUUAGGGUUUGCAGUUCUGUCGACGUUCUUCAAGCGCGGUUCGGCACCCAAUGCGAUCACAUUUGGCACCUUGUUGAAGGGUUUGUUUCGAGAAAAUAGGAUUGGCGAGGCGCAGGAAUUGUUUAGGAAGAUUGUAAGAGAAGAGCUGUGUGAGCUGAAUGUAGUUAUGUAUGGCACUGUGAUCGACGGGCUCUGCAAAUCUGGUAAUACCGCGGUGGCUAUUGAACUCCUCAGAGUAAUGGAAACGGGAAGUUGUAAGCCAAACACGCACGUAUAUACAAUGGUUAUCGAUUGCUUGUGCAAGGACCGAAUGGUGGAUUCCGCCUUGAAGCUAUUCGAUGAAAUGUCUGAAAGAGGCAUCGCGCCUAAUAUCGUCACUUACAAUGCUUUGGUUUGUGGCUUGUGUAGUUUGAAUCGGUGGGAACGGGUUAAGAUGUUAUAUAAGGAGAUGUUGGUUUGCAAAGUAUAUCCAAAUGUGAUUACAUUCAGUGCGAUUAUCGAUGCUUUAAGCAAGCAAGGAUUGGUGGAUGAAGCGGAAAACGUGUUCGACAUCAUGGUGCGAAAGAAUGUGGCUCCUAAUGUAAUAUGUCACAAUGCAUUGAUGGAUGGAUUUUUUCUGCAGGGGCGUGUCGAUGAAGCUAGGAAGCUUUUAGAAUCCAUGGUUAGCAAGAAAAUCUCUCCUAAUCUUCACAGCUUCAACAUCUUAAUCAAUGGAUAUUGUAAGAAAAUGAUGAUAGAUGAUGCAGUGGACGUCUUUCGUGAGAUGCCGCGUAAAGGGUUCGUUCCUAAUUUGAUUUCUUAUAGUACUCUGUUGCAUGGGCUUUUUCGUGGUGACAGAUGUUCUUCUGCACUGAAGCUUUUUGAUGAAUUGCGAGCUGUUGGGCUAAAACCGGACUCCCAUACUUACUGUAUAUUGUUGGAUGGACUGUGUAAGAACAAGCUAGUCGAACAAGCGUUUUUGGUGUUGGACGAAUUGGAGCACAAAGGAGAAGAUCUUCAUACGGCUUACUACAGUAUCGUCAUCGAUGGAUUAUGCAAAGCUAAAGAUCUCGAUAAAGCUCGAGCUGUUUUUAACGAUCUCCCGUCUAAAGGAUUGGAACCAGAUGUGGUGACGUACAAUAUCUUGAUUAAAGGAUGCUGUCUAAACGGGCUACUUGAGGAAGCUAAAGAACUUUUUUCGAUGAUGGAACAAGAUAGUGUGUUGCCCAAUGCGGUCACCUACAAUUUUAUUGUUCAUGGAAAUCUAAAGAGGGGCAAAUACGAUGAUGCUGCGAGGUUUUUCGAGGAAAUGGACGCGAAAGGAUUCUCUCCAGACACAUGUGUGUUUUCUUCGUUGCUUCAUUUAGUCGGGACAAAGGAACAAAAUCCUGCUGUUCUAAAAAUGAUUCAUAUAUUGGCUCCAAAGAAUUCUUUAGUCAAUCAUGCGAAAACUGUUGACGGUAUAUUCGAGAAACAGUUUGCGGUAUCUGGAAGGAUACUCCGUGUUAAAUUAAAAGCACGUCACAAGGAUGGAGAAUGCACUACGGAUGUCUUGCAAAAGCUUGAUUAUUCGCUAAGCUAUCGAGAAACUCGUACAUGUACUGUGAGGAAAUCCGUGACAAAGGCAUAUAAUAAUUUCGGUAAGAGUGACCCUCCAAUCCUUUUCUUGAUCAUGUACAGUUUUUGCAUAUCAAGAAACCACAUAAAGAAGAAGGGGCUUUUGAUUGUAACAAUUUCCCGCUCCAACUCCCAACUUCGUUUUCUCUCAAUUCAGUCCCACCAUUGUUUUUUCGUUCUGCAACUUCUGUUCGGUGUACUGCGUGAGAUGAAAACAAGGGUUCUGAUUUCUUCUCCCAUUUUCCACCAAUCAGGUAAUUUCAAUUUAUUCAGGCGAAGCAGCCCACUUCAUUUUCUCUCCGUCUUCCGUUACUUGGUUACGAAAUCUACUGCAAAUUGCAAUUCCCGUGAGAAAACGAAGCUCGACCUGGGAAAUAUCAAUGGGUUGGACGAUGCUCUUCGUUUGUUUGAAAAAAUGACAAAAGCAAGGCCUUUUCCUUCAUUCAAGCAAUUUACUCAGCUGCUUUCGCGUUUGGUGAAUCUGAAAGAGUAUUCAGCAUCCAUUUUACUGUUCAAGGAUAUCUGCAAUUUGGGGGUUUCAGUCGAUGAGUACACUAUGAACGUUGCUAUCAACAGUUAUUGCCUUUCUAACCGGGCCGAUUGCGGGUUUUCGAUUCUGGCUUUGUUCUUCAAGCGCGGCUCUGUUCCGACUGUUGUCACCUUCAAUACUUUACUGAAGGGUUUGUUUCGAGAGAAGAAGGUUGCCGAGGCGCAGGAAUUGUUUACGAAGAUUGUGAGAGAAGAACUGUGUGAUCUAGAUGUGAUUAUUUACGGGACCGUGAUCGAUGGACUUUGCAAGUCCGGUAAUACUAAAUUGGCCGUUGAACUGCUCGGAGUGAUGGAAGAAGGGAGCUGUAAGCCCAACAUCAAUGCUUACACGAUGGUGAUCGAUGCCUUGUGUAAGGACAGAAUGAUGGAUUCCGCCUUGAACGUGUUCGAUCGAAUGUCCGAGAGAGGCAUCGCACCGGAUGUUGUCACUUGCAGUGCUUUGAUUUGUGGCUACUGUAAAACAUACCCAGAUGUGAUGAUAGAUAAUGCAGUGCAUCUCUUUCGCGCGAUGCCCGUUAAAGGGUUGAACCCUAAUUUGGUUACGUAUAGCAGUCUGUUGCAGGGGCUGUUUCUUAGCGGCAGGUUUUCUUCAGCGCUGGAGCUUUUUGACGAGUUACGAGGUGUUGGGCUUAAACCUAACUUCCAUACUUACUGUGUUUUAUUGGAUGGAUUGUGUAAGAACGACCGUGUUGAAGAAGCAUUGUCGUUGUUUGAUGAACUGAAGCGGAAAGGAGAAAAUCGGCAUAUUUCUUACUACAGUAUUAUAAUGGACGGACUGUGCAAAGCUAAUAGACUCGAUCAAGCUCGAGCUACUUUUAGUGAGCUCCCUUGUAUAGGAUUGGAGCCUAAUGUGGUGACCUACAAUAUCUUGAUAAAUGGAUGUUGUCAAAACGGGCUACUCGAUGAAGCUAAAGAUCUUUUCUUGAAGAUGGAACGAGCGGGUUUGUUGCCGGAUUGUGUUACGUACAAUAUUAUUGUGCAGGGAUAUCUAAAGAGCGGCGAAUUUGAUGGUGCAGUUACAUUUCUUGAGCAAAUGAGUGCUAAAGGAUUCUCGCAAGAUUCGUCUACGUUUACAAUGAUGCUCCAAAGUACUUCACCGAAACUUGUUAGCUAAAUAAAUCGCGACGACGAAUAACAUUUUUGGACAACCAAUUUUGUGAGAAUGAUUGCUCAAAGGGUAUUUCUAUGUUUGGUUAUUGCAACAUUAAUGUUCUGUGUUGAUUAUUGCAGCAGAGGUUUGCAGUUUAUGUUGGUUAUAAAACGUGAGUUAAAAGGUUA